CGAAAUCAUCGACAAGCCAAGGGAGAUCAUCAAGACCAAUAGGGCGGCUGCACACGAGAAGUCGGCAUGGCAGCCAACCUAUGUGGAGAAGGGUAAGUUUGGUCCUCAUCCGCAGCAUGUCGCUGCAGUCCACACGGACAACAUUGUGGAGGACCCGACAAUCAACCCAAGCAUCACGUGAGGGAGAUCAGGUGGCUAUUGUCCAGCCAUGAAGCAACAACAAGUCCCAAGGAAACGGGAAGGCGAAAACCGCAUCGUCGGCUGGAAACGGACAACCAGCACCAUAAGUCAAGUUUCACUUGACAGAGGCAGAAUACAAGUGACGCGGCCGCUACGACUGCUGCUAUUGGUGCAACAACACCAAGCACAAGACCUCCCAAUUCCCGGAUCAAGGCAAGGAGGAUGUUCGGCCUCGCAUCAACUCGAGAAAGUGAGUUGCGCGGGAGGUGAGGCGACUCCACCUCUCACUCCGCCAGAUUCGACCGCCUUGCUAGCGGCCUCCUACACAUCUGAGGAGGAUGCGAAUGUCGCAAGUCCUCAGUUCACUUACGAGGAUUAUGCUGUCCACUUGGUCGCACCGUUGGACCAACCACUCCACGUGCAACAAUCCACCGCAUGCACGGUUUCACUACCAUCGGCAACUGAGUCGGCAGCUUCGCUGCCAUCUAUAGCCAGGGAUUCGACGACAUGGUCAAGACUUGAAGAGCUCGACCCGUUGACGUUUGCGGACUUUCAAUGGAUGCCCCUUCCCCUGUCCGGUCGAUUGCCGAAACCGCAUUGCAAUGUGCUCAUGGCACAAUUGCGGGAUUACUUGCACACUGCAGUACCAACUCCGUUGAUGGACGCCGGAGUAGAGGUUGUCGACCUUCACAAUCACAAUUACAUUGCGAAGAUCGACCGUGAGUUCAGGACACAACGUUGCAUCUACCGAAUGAGCGAGGAAGAGCUAAGUGUGCUACGGGCACAACUCGACGACCUUCUUGAGAAAGGCUGGAUUCGGCCUAGCUCCACGCCAUACGGUGCUCCCGUUCUCUUCGUCUGGAAGAAGAACAAGGAUCUGCGGUUGUGCAUCGAUUAUCGCAAGCUCAACGAGGAAACGGUUAAGAACGCCAUCCCUCUUCCACGCAUCGCCGACCUCCUCAAACGACUGGGCGGUGCCAAGUUCUUCUCCAAGCUAGACCUCAAAUCGGGAUAUCACCAACUCAAGAUCCGGCAGGAGGACCGCUACAAGACCGCGUUUAAGACGCGAUAUGGGCACUUUGAAUGGCUGGUUGUGUCGUUUGGCCUUACGAAUGCCCCAGCAUUUUUCCAAGUGGCUAUGACAACGGAGUUCCGACACAUGUUAGAUCGAUUCGUACUUAUCUACCUCGACGACAUUUUGGUGUACAGUCGGAGUUUGGACGAGCAUGUGGAGCACCUGCACACCGUUUUGGAGUGGCUACGACAAGCCAAGUACAAAGCCAACCGCAUUCAAAUGCUAAUUCGCACGGCACGAGCUGGAGUACUUGGGACAUUAUGUGACGCCGCAAGGCAUCCGUCCACUUGCGGACAAGAUCGAGGCCAUCCCCGAGCAGAUUUGAAAGCAUCCGCACCGCUGAUCUACGCUCAUUACGAGAAGCACAGGUUAGCUCAGGGAACGUCACGACCUGCCCCUCCCGCCCGGACUGUGGUCCCUCCCUCAGACAGCUUCGCCGUCGCAGGCCAUGUGAGCAGACCACGUCAGCAGGCCACGUCAGCAGGCCACGUCAGCAGACCACGUCAGCAGGCCAUGUCAGCCGACAGCAGUGCCACGUCAGCAGCAGGGAGUACCACGGCCCGGAUGCUGCUUCUGGUUACCGAAGCCAAGCAACGGUCGGAUGCAGUAACAGCCGCAGCAAAGAAGAAGGAAGAGGACACCGAGAAGGCACGUCUGUUGGCAAUCGAACAGCAGCGCCAGCAAGACGAGGCAGCAACAAAGGCUGCCGAUGAAGGAGUUCAACGACGCGAGAAGAUAUUCAGCAGAGAGCGAGCUUUGCUCACAAUGGCAGCGGAUUUGCGGGCUGAGGCCGAGAACGGAGAUGGCUAUGGCGGGAUCUUAGGACUAGCGGGAGGAGGGGCGGGACGAGCGGGAGGAGGAGCGGGAGGAGCGGGCGAAGCGGGCGGAGGGAUGGGAAAAGGAGCGGGAAAAGGAGGGGUGGGAGCAGGUGCGAGAGAAGGAGCGGGACGGGAAAUCCAAAGGGGCGGAGGGGCCGCGGGAGGAGGAGCUGGAGAAGGAGGGGCGGCGGGGGAAACGGGAACGGGGUUAGGAGCGGGAGAAGGAGCACGAGGAGAAACGGGAAGGGGCAUAGGAGGCGCGGGAGGAGCGGCGGUAGAAGGAGUGGGAGGGAGAGCGGGAGCGGAAACGGAGAGGGGGUUAACGAACGCGCGGGAGGCGGAGGACAUGGAGCAGAUAUAGGUCGAGGGGGAGGAGGAGGAGCAGAGGGAGGAGCAGCAGGAGAACGCCCGGGAGCAGGGCUAUGGCGGGAUCUUUGUCACGUUGUUUGGCGGAGGAGGAGUGGGAGGGGGAGGAGGAGGAGGAGGAGGAGUGGGAGGAGCGGGAAAAGGGGYGAGAGGAGGYGUGGGAGAAGGAGCGGGGAGCUGUCAUGUUUUUUUUUUAGUGUAUAGCGAAUAUGCCGCCGAMARAAAAAAAAAAUGAUAAAAAAAAACGAGCAAAAUCGGAAUGAAUGUUCUGCUAAAAC
Molecule: messenger RNA, 2717 nt
Organism: Chara braunii
Lineage: Eukaryota; Viridiplantae; Streptophyta; Charophyceae; Charales; Characeae
Source: the annotation of a GenBank genome assembly